GUAGCUGUAUCCAUUUGGGAGGUUGGCAUAUCCAAGGGGUGUCAUGAAGUUUUCAGGACCCUUGGAGAGUCAGAGGCUGUCCGUCCUUUUGGAAAAUGCAGUCUCUAGGGAAGAACAGAUGUGGAAGGUGUACGUGCCAAAAUACCUAUCCAAUCCGGAUACAGAUGUCUCUCCAGCACAGCGGGAUGAGGUCAUUCAAUGGCUGGCUGACUUGAACAGAAAAUUCCAUUUUUAUCCAGAAACACUUUCCCUUGCCAUCACUAUUUUGGACAGGUUUUUAGCUCUGGUAAAGGCCCGUCCAAAGUAUCUGUGGUGUAUAGCUAUCAGUUGUUUCUUCCUGGCAGCUAAAACCAAUGAAGAAGAUGAGAUCAUUCCAUCUCUAAAGGACAUGGUAAAGACUAGCAACUGUGGUUGUUCAUCUGCAGAUAUUCUUAGAAUGGAGAGGAUUGUACUGGAUAAAUUGAACUGGGAUUUGCACACAGCAACACCGUUGGAUUUUCUUCAUAUUUUUCAUGCGAUGAUGCUAACCAGCCGUCCCCAGUUACUCAGCGACCUGCCUAAGAUGACCCCAUCCCAACAUAUUGCACUCCUUAUUAGGCAGCUACAGCACUGUGUGGCUUGUCACCAGCUUCUACAGUUCAAGGGCUCUACACUUGCACUGGCUAUCAUCAGUCUCAAGCUGGAAACAUCCAUUCCUGAUUGGCUAGCUGUCACUAUUGAUCUGCUGAAAAAGGCACAGCUUGAUAGCUUACAACUAAUUCGUUGUCGAGAGCUUGUGGCUGGACACCUAUCCACAUUUCAUGCUUUCCUACCAUCCAAUAUGGUGUACAUCUACAACCCCUGUAAACAAACCAUGGUGCUGUGUGGUAGGGGAGCAUUUAGCUUAUCCUCCUCCCCUACCACAGAGCCAGAGUUUGUUGUCAAGGAUGCCACCAAGAGAAUUAGCAGUACAGCAGCACCCUACCGACGCCUACCUGAUUCCUAUAGCUGCAAGCAGGCCUCAGCAAAACGCAAAGUAGAGGAGAUGGAAGUGGAUGACUUCUAUGAUGGAAUAAAGCGUUUGUACAAUGAGGAGUGCAGUCAAGAAAUUGUGGGGGUGGAUACUGUAUCCCCUAGCUGUAGCACAGAUCUACAGAUUAAAGAUGGUAGUAUCUCUCCUUGUCCUCCACUUCAGCCAGUUACAGUCAUUUAACUGGCCAAAGUAGCUGAAGUUCAGGGCUUGAGCUGCAUCACAAGACAACAGUGUUGAAGGGCAUACCUUACCAGGCUGAAAUGAAGUGAGCCAAACAUUUUCAUGCUGCUAAUUUUAGUCUAAUCAUUUAUUCAAGCACUCAAAAAAAAUAAAAAGAAUAUACUAAAAAUAUUAAAAGACCCAAAAACUGGAACAAAAAAAAUGUUGUAGCAAUUCUAACGUUUUCUCUUGUUGUCAGUAUAAUUGCAUCUAUUUCUAAAUCUUGACUUUUUUUGUGCCGUCUGUUCUUUGUUCUAAAUCUACAAUUCACUGUGACAUAUUCAUUUGACAGCCUAGUUGUUGCUUACCAUCCAAUUUCGUCCUGUAGUUUUGUGCUUAUAUACAUUGAUGUGCACGUUGUUUUACACACACUGAUUUUUGAGGAGGAUUUUUGGAGGGGUGUUUUUUUUGUAACUCUUCAGCAUGUGUGAUGGUAAAAAAUUGUCAAGUAAACAAACUUUCUUGGGUAGCUAAGCUGUUGUGCAAACUGCCUGAAAACUAAAAUUAUGGGGAGGUUUUGGUUAUAAACAAAAUUUAAACAUUGCUACAAAGUCCUCUAAAUUUGUUUUAUAAUGGAAACAGUGAACAGCACUUUUGAGUUUUAUUUCCUUUAGUUUGGAAGAGAUGCUGUUCUUUUGGGUCUGAAACAAAUGUCAUUUAAUUUUUUUAAACAUGGCUGAUUUUGUGAAUUCUGAACAUGGUUUUGUAAAUUAAUGUUAAAAUCAGUUAACUAAAGUACCACAAUUUAGAUGAUGUCUAUUUAUUUGUCCUUUUAAUUGCAUUGUGCCAUUUUUGGGAAACCAUUAACUUGCCAUAAAUGUACAUCAAUUUACUUUACAUGGACCUGAGUUUUGAAAUUUUAUACAAAACAAACUUCAGUUCACAUCACAGUGGGUUUUAUUACCAGGAAUUCACAUAAGAUAAAAAUAAUUCUAAAUGGGCAGUUACUUGAAAUUAAACCUAUUUUACCUUUCCUAUGCUUUACCCUAAAUGUGGAGGGGAAAGAACUAAUUGUUAUUUUUACCCCUACUAGUUUCUUAAAUUAUCUCUGACUUUGGGCACAGUGCUCUCUCUACAGUCUGAAAAAGGUACUGCAGUCUUUGAAAAAGUGCAAUUGUACUGCUGAAGUGCUUCUGGCAGCAAUAAAGUUGUCCUUGAUUCAA
Molecule: messenger RNA, 2394 nt
Organism: Chiloscyllium plagiosum (whitespotted bambooshark)
Lineage: Eukaryota; Metazoa; Chordata; Chondrichthyes; Orectolobiformes; Hemiscylliidae
Gene: ccni
Product: cyclin I
Source: RefSeq, a predicted model, not a curated record